Messenger RNA from Arachis stenosperma, 594 nucleotides. RefSeq lists its product as uncharacterized. The coding region runs from base 1 to 594 and encodes 197 amino acids. Lineage: Eukaryota; Viridiplantae; Streptophyta; Magnoliopsida; Fabales; Fabaceae. The record is from RefSeq and is a predicted model, not a curated record. The transcript has a single exon.
AUGAAAGUUAAAGUCCCAAAGAACUUUAAAGCCCCCGACAUGACCCCGUACGACGGAACGUCAGAUCCAAGCCAUCAUCUCAACAAUUUUAGAAGUCAAAUGUAUCUCACGGAUGCCUCAGAUGCAAUCCGUUGCAAAGCCUUUCCGACUACCCUGACGAAAAUAGUAAUAAAGUGGUUCGACAGUUUGCCUCCAAGAUCACUCACAAGUUUUGAUGACCUAGCCAGAAAGUUCCUCGCCAGGUUGUCCAUCCAAAAGGAUAAAACCAAGCACACUCCAAGCUUGUUGGGAAUUAAACAAGGAGAUCGGGAAAGCCUUCGCAGCUUCAUGGAAAGAUUCAACAAAGCAUGCCUCGACAUACCAAGUCUUCCAACAAAAAUGGCCAUCAUGGGGCUCAUCAACGGCUUAAGAGAAGGACCUUUUAGCCAAUCAAUAUCCAAGAAGCAUCCAAAAUCUCUAAAUGAGGUUCAAGAAAGGGCGAAAAAGUAUAUCAAUAUGGAGGAGAACUCCCGAUUGGGAGAUAAUUCAAAAACCGGAUUCUCCUACCCACCUUGGGAUAAGGAAAAAGAAUCCAGGAAGAAAGAAGACCAAUGA